Micropterus dolomieu (smallmouth bass) is the source of this 1589-nucleotide messenger RNA. RefSeq names its product tetratricopeptide repeat domain 29 (gene ttc29). Gene Ontology annotation, molecular function: identical protein binding. Lineage: Eukaryota; Metazoa; Chordata; Actinopteri; Centrarchiformes; Centrarchidae. The coding region runs from base 90 to 1436 and encodes 448 amino acids. The record is from RefSeq and is a predicted model, not a curated record. The transcript has 13 exons.
CUGUACUGCAGGUCAGCGGUGAAAAGUUUGUGUUAUCUGCGGACACUUUGAUCAUUCUACUGGAGCAGAAGUUUGACUGACAGGUGAAGAUGAACGGGGUGGUAACACAGCGGCACAUGGGGCCUUUUCUACCAGAAAUUACUGCCCACAGCAACAAACAGAGGCGAAGUACUCAGUACAGCAGGAUGAAGCAGAAGAAGGGGUCUCUCCAAACCGGAUCACUAUCAGACUCUCAGAUCCUCUCCAAGACAGAGAUUUCACUGUUCAGAAGCAGUCGAAAGCAGAACAUCUGUGUGGAGAUGCUUCAAGAAGGCUAUCACAGGUCGUUCUCUGAGCUGUUCGGACUGCUGAGCUCUGAUCAGGAUCGGAGGAUUGCGGCUGAACCAGGUUCAGCUGUCAGGCUUCAGACUCCGCUGGACGAACAAUGGGAUAAACUGGAGACAAUGAGAUUGCACCUGUGCCAGGCCGAGCAGGCUGAAAGGAUCGGUUCCUGGUCGGUGGUGUGUGAACAGCGUCUGGUUUUGGGUCAGUACUUCUCGGCUCCGGAGGACCUCUGGCUCAGUUUUCAUUUCUACCACAGCUGUGUAGACAGAAAGCAAGGAGGCUGUUCGAGACCAGCAACAGAGGCCCGGGCAUGCAUGGCUGAGCUCUACCUGCAACAAGGUGAGCUGGAGCAGGCGAGGCAACAGGCAGAGCAGUGCAUCAAGCAGGCAGAAGACGGCGGCUGGAUAGACUCAGCCGGUCGGCCCCUGAGGCUCCUGGCCCGCCAAGCACUGUGGAGGAUUUACAGCCGGCUGGCCGACGCUUCGCUGGAUGCCAAAGACUACAACGAGGCCCUGAAGCUGCUCCACAAGGGCUACAGCACGGCUGCUGAGUCUGAAGACAAACAGAUCGAAGGGGAGGCCUCCUAUCGACUGGGACUGACCUAUCAGAAUGCAGGACACCAUGACACAGCCAAACAGUUUUUCAACACUUGCAUUCAGAUAUAUGGCACACUGCAGGAUGAAGACAAACUGGGAAGGUCCUACAUGGCUAUGGCCAAGUCUUUAGAGAGUGAGGGAAACAUAGAUGAGACAGUCCAGUGUCUGAACAAGUUAGCUGACAUCUCCCGUAACAACGGACUGCAGAACAACCUGGUGGACGCCUACCUGUAUCUGGGAAAUAUCUACUAUACGAUGGGUCAGUAUGAGAGAGCUUGUGAGUACUUCCUGCAGGGUUAUGAAGUUGCCUGCGACCUGGAGGAUGUGGCUCUGCUGCAGAAAGCACAGGUGUUGGUGGCCAGUGCUCGCGCUCACUCCCUCAUCAGGAAAUACAGCGCUGACGUGGUGUCGGCCACGCCUACCGCCGUGCGCCGCCUCUUGGCCUGGAAAGAGACCAGAGGACGUCAGGAAAUCAGCACAGACUCAACAGAUAAUACUGCUGCUGUCUGGUACUAACUCAUCACCAGGUAAUGAUAAUGGUGGAUACAGAUGCUCUAUAAAAAGGAAAGCUUGGUGUAGGAAUGUAGGGAAACACACCUUCAGCCUUUCAUGCAUUGUUAGCAUCGACUGGCAUUUUACAAUAAAUAAACAGAAAAAGUAGUACAUACA